This is a messenger RNA of Orbilia oligospora ATCC 24927, 2472 nucleotides long. RefSeq lists its product as uncharacterized. Lineage: Eukaryota; Fungi; Ascomycota; Orbiliomycetes; Orbiliales; Orbiliaceae. The transcript has a single exon. The coding region runs from base 1 to 2472 and encodes 823 amino acids. The record is from RefSeq and is a predicted model, not a curated record.
AUGGUCGAACGAAAACUUUUAGCCUCGCCUUACCGGUCGCCCGGCCCGGCAUCGCUCCGUAGCAAAUCCUCCAUUGGUCGCCAGGGAAUCUACUCUCCCAUGCGAACUCCGUCUCCUCAUCCACCACAUCCUCACCAUAGAAACAUCUCAGACUCCUUUCGUCGACCUUCCACUCCAAUUAGGCCGCCACUCUAUCGCCAUGACCAGCAUAUUCCCUAUACAUUUCUUCCAGAUACGCCAGAGGAUACCCCUCCCAGUAGACCGGGAAGCAGUGGAUAUGGAUCGCACCUGGCAACAACACCACCUCUCAGAGCGGUUCGUUCGCCUUCGCCAUUAUUGUUCUCUUCUCCUGCUACACCGGCAUCUACUCCUGGUCCCCAUGCUUCUCGUAAGGAUAGAAGGACAACAGUCAGAGUAGCUCAUAUUUCAGAGUGCUAUUGUACACAAUUCAAACAUCAAAUCGUUACUCGUGAACCACAAAUCUCUGGUCUUCAUCCUGGCCAGCCAUUGCUUCAAUGGGCGAAACGACCGAUACAAAAACAUGUCGCUGUGAGCUGGACAAAAGUACAAAUCAACGAAAUCGACGGGACAGCUAUAUCUUACACAUGGGGUGACUUUGAUAGAGAAAACUUGAUCAUUGGCCAUUGGGAAGAGGAUCCGACGAGAGCUGUUGCAAUGAACUUGGGAACCGAGUGGGACGUUGAGGAUUUAAUAGAUCGUUUGGUUGAGAUUUCGGCGGUGAAAGGGAAUCUAUGGAUGGAUCAACUCUGUGCUCCACAACGAGAGGACUAUGCUAAGGAGAUCUUACCAAAGAUACCCGAUAUUUUCCGAUCGAUGGAAGUCGUGGUGUUGAUGCCUGGUGCUAGGUGUACGUGCCUGGAAAAAGUGGUGGACAAGUUGAAGGGUGGUGCGAAGGCUGGUGAUGUGGUGGAGAAGUGGCUGGGGACGAAGUGUCAUAACAAAGCUGGUCUGUCGUCCUAUACCAACCGUAUGUGGGCACGACAGGAGUUUCGUUAUGCACAAAACUUGAGAUUGGUUUGGAAUCGCAAGACGCCGGCUCAGUGUUUUCAGUAUGAAGAUUUAAUUUCAGGCAAGGCGGAUAUCUCUGCUAUCAGUGGAUAUGCGACCGCUCUCUUCAUGCAAAAAUUACACGAAGGGUUCGAUCUAGGAGACAAGAACGGACACUGGUUGAUUCGCGAUGCCACCGACAAGUUUGCACGAGACUUACGGAAGGAAUGCGACACUCUCAAACAAGACAAGAAGGACCUGCCCGUCUUUUUUCGAAUGCUAUUGGGGAUGCCGCUCGAACGAGUCAAGGAUGCCGAUGAGAAUCCGAUGUUCGAGCUCACCCACAGCCUCAGGACCUUCUGUCGAAAUCUACGUGGGCUGGCCUACGGAACCCACAUGGCUACUAAUCCAAAGGAUUUGGUUUUUUCGGUCUGGGUUGAUCUCCCCGGGUACAAAAUGCCCGAGGAGACAAAAUUUUACAACGCCUCGGAAUUACUGGGUGACGCUGUUAACAAGCUGGAAGAAAAGCACCACGUUACUCUCAGCACUCACGCGCCAGCUGGCCUGUUUAAGGAAUCACCAGGUGGCUGCUGGAGACCUGAGACCUUUCUUGCGAAUAAACAGAUCAAAGAGGUCCGCGACCUCUACAGUACACUUUCCGAAGCGGAUUCACCAUUAUACAUGCGAGACGGCAGAGUUCCACUACAAAUUACCGCCCCAAACGCCAUCGGUCGACGCUCGUUCAUUUACCGCGAUCUAUACAAAGACCGCUCGCUCGAAAAAGUCGGACCCGUGAUGAGCAAAGUUGUUAAAAACUUCGAUGCGAUAUCGCAAAUCCGCCUAGGCGCUCUAUGGCACCAAUACCAGGAACGACUAGCCGCGAUCCUCGAACCCCGAAAGAUUUCACACAAAAAGACUAACAAUAAACUCAACGGCGACUAUCCUACCGAAAACUUCGUUGAGUUUAUGGCCGAAUACUAUUUUUUCGACAAUCUUUGCAAUCAAAACUUUGACGAGGGUACGCAGUUACCUUGGGAAACACUCCAGGAGGUCGAUCAUUACAACGUCAUCUACAAACUUACUUGCUAUCUCUUGGGCCUUGAUCACGAGUUUUGCAAAAAGAAGGGGUUGGAGUUGAUCAUUGCACCUGAAGAGCCAGCGAUUAUCGGUCUCACUAACAGAGUUACCGUGCCAUCGUGGCUCAGCAGGUUCGACCAAGAGACUUUAACAAUCUCGACGUCUGUGAAUCGACAGCGUGUGAAGGAGCUACCUAUGUGUAUGCUCGAGUUGAAGAAGAAUGGACAAGCUUCAGAAGCAAAAAGUGGAGAACCGGAAUACGUAGUUACAGGAAGUUGGGUUUCCUGUCAAGAGGUAGGGGAAAAAGAUUUGGGAGGAAUAGCGAUACCCAGGGAUGUUCAUUCGGUGCAAAUGGAUGGUUUGAGAACAGAUGGAUGGUUGAUUUAA